Messenger RNA from Patella vulgata (common limpet), 1295 nucleotides. Its product is annotated as cholecystokinin receptor-like. The transcript has a single exon. Gene Ontology annotation, cellular component: plasma membrane. Gene Ontology annotation, biological process: G protein-coupled receptor signaling pathway. Lineage: Eukaryota; Metazoa; Mollusca; Gastropoda; Patellidae. Bases 149 to 1204 code for a protein of 351 amino acids. The record is from RefSeq and is a predicted model, not a curated record. Gene Ontology annotation, molecular function: G protein-coupled receptor activity.
UUAACAAUAUUUCCCUCAUUUUAUUUCCAAUAAUUUCUUCCAUUAUCGAAGAAAUUUAGAUUUUGGCAUGGAUGCGUUGACGUCAUAUUAUUAAGUUGACAGCAAAAUAGAUCGUUCUGAAACUCGACCCGGGUAACUUUCUGGACUAAUGAAAACGACUGCGAUCAUGAAUUCGACAUCAAUGACAAAUAUAAGCUACACUGAAGAAGAAAUUAACAGCUAUCUGGAUGAAUUGUGCCAUGAAGCCAGACUUAGAUUCAUGCCUGCUAUAAUAUUUGUUGGUAUUUUAGGAUUGAUUGGUUUAGUAGGUAACACACUAGUUUUAAUCGUAUAUUAUAAAUCGUUUAAACCUAAAGCGACUCGGUCGUUUAUUCUUUGUGUAACGGUUUUCGAUUUGACCACCAAUGUCGUCGUUAUUCCCAAUCAAAUAAUAGAGUACGGCUUCCAAUACAGGUAUCCUACAAAUGGACUGUGUGUUUUUAAUAAUUUUAUGAGGUAUACAAUGGCCUAUGGUUCCACGUUAUCGCUCGCUUUGAUAUGUUUUCAACGUUAUAACAAAAUCUGUCGACCCUUGAAACGACAAAUAGAAGAAAGAACGGCUUGUAAAUUGGUUAUCGCGUGUAUCGCCUUGUCCAACAUCUUAGGCAUUCCAACGUUCUUUCUCUUUAAAAUGAAUGUUAUUGAAACGGAUCGUGUCGGCAUUCUGGGUCGAGUUUGUGAACCUAGUGACGUGUUGAAAGACUCGAUAUUUCCCUUUAUUCAUUCACUUCUCCAAUUAAUCACGUGCAUCUUGUUUGAAACCUUCUUCAUUGUUUUAUAUAGUUUAAUAGGAUUCGCUAUCUACAAACAAAGAAAAUUUAGGAACGAAUUGCAAUUAUACGGGGCACUCGAUAGGCCGAAAUGCAUGACUCGGGAAACAGGUAGACAGAAAGUGACGAAGAGGCAUAAAACUACAUUCAUGAUGGUGAUCAUAACAGCAACGUAUGUGUUGUGUUUUUUACCAGUUAUAAUUCUAAAUACAGUGGACAGCGUUCUACAGUUUAGAAAGAACCUGACGGGCGCUAAGUUCAUCUCUUAUAUUAUAAUCGUUAACGUAUUUUAUAUCAAUGCCGCGGUUAAUCCAAUCGUCUUUAGCUUCAUGGACGAGCGAUUCCGUAAUGGCUUGAUGAAAUUGUUCAAGAUAAAAGCAAAGCACAAAAUUUAAUAGUAGAGGAUGUGCUAGGAUUCCGUAAUAAGCCCGGGUAGGUGGGGUUCUGUCCCUUCUCUCUCGGGCGGUUGGAUGGCCGAAUGGUUAG